UUCGAAGCAUUUCUGCGGAAUUUAUUUCGUAUUUUGGCGGGGUAUCGUAUAUAUAUGAAGUGAUGCUGGAUAAUAAUACGUGUAAGAAGAGUGAACGAGAUGGAGGAUCGUCAGCAGAGGAUUCUAGAGAGAGAACUGUAUCAAAUCGAACAAAUAAGGCAGCUUGAUUCCGAGGAAUUGGAGGUCGAAGAGGUUGAACAUGGCCAUCAGUCAUCCGAAGACGAUCAAUUCGAUGAUCGUAUAUAUGGAGGAGCUUCUGCUUCUGGUGGUUAUACCUUCAAUACAUCUUUGGCUUCAAUGCAUUCUUAUCUUGGUGAGGUUGAAGAUACUCACAAUAGGCUUGCUUUCUUAGAUGGUGGUGUCAUAUUGCAUGUACCUCUAUUUUAUCUUGAAGGUGUAGUUUUGUUCCCUGAAGCAACUCUUCCACUCAGAGUAAUCCAACCCAAUUUUAUAGCUGCUGUAGAUAGGGCCUUGAGACAAGUUGAAGCUCCUUACACCAUAGGAGUGAUUCGUGUUUAUAGAGACAAUGAUGAUGGAAGAAUAAGAUUUUCAACCACUGGAACAACAGCUGAGAUUCGACAAUACAGACGAUUGGAAGAUGGAUCAAUAAAUGUAGUGGCACGUGGGCAACAAAGGUUUCGCUUAAGACGCAGAUGGAUUGAACUUGAAGGAGCUCCAUGUGGAGAGAUACAAAUCAUUGAAGAAGAUUUGCCAUUAAGGACACCACGAGAAGCAGUAGGAAAACUAACACCAUUAAAGAACUUAUCUCAUUCUCAUUCUCAUUCUAAACAACCUCUUCAUGGAAAUCAAGACCAUGAUGACUCAGAUGCCAUGUCAGAUGACAGUUUUGAAAGUGAACUAUCAUUAACUGAACGAAAACUUCAUAGCUCUGCACUUGUUUCUUCUUAUAGCUCACGUUUGUUUGGUGAGUCAACAAGUAGUGAUGAAAAUGAUGAGAAAUCUAAAAACUCGUUACAUACAAGUAAUAAUGAAGAGGUAUUUAGAGGGGCAAAACGGGAAAAUUACAAUUACUCAGUACGUGUACGUGGACUAAGGAAAUGCCCAAGAGCAUAUUGGCCUUAUUGGGUUUACAAGAUGCAUGAUUCAUAUUGUCUUGCCCAAAGGUUAUCAGACAUGUGGAAGAAAAUAGUAGGGACACCAAACAUGGAUGCCCUAAUGAGAAAACCAGGUCUUCUUUCUUUUCAUAUUGCAAGUAAGAUUCCUGUGUCUGAGUCAACUCGACAGGAGCUUUUAGAAAUCGAUGGGAUUUCGUAUCGUUUGCGUCGCGAAAUUGAGUUGCUUGAGAGUUUUGACCGAGUCAAAUGUAAAAGUUGUCAGACUGUGAUUGCGAGCCGAAGUGAUAUGUUGGUGAUGUCAAGUGAUGGACCUCUUGGUGCUUAUGUGAAUCCGAGUGGAUAUGUUCAUGAAAUAAUGACUUUACUUAAAGCAAAUGGAUUAGCACUUAUUGGGGUCCCCUCUGAAGAGUAUAGCUGGUUUCCUGGGUAUGCAUGGACAAUAGCAUAUUGUGCUACGUGUGAAUAUCAAAUGGGGUGGCUUUUCACUGCGACAAAAAAGAAACUAAAGCCUCGAUCCUUUUGGGGGAUUAGGAGCUCUCAAGUGGCGGAUGACAUGCACUAAAAUCAUGUAAUGUUCAAUGAGUUUGUGUGAUUGUAUUUUUCUUCAUAAUGAAAAAUGAUUGAUCAUGAAUUCAUGAUUCAUGCAUAUGUAGGGAAUUGGGAUUUUAAAAGUUGUAUGAUUUUGUUUCUAAUAGAUUUUCUAGUUUUGAUGUUA
This is a messenger RNA of Lactuca sativa (garden lettuce), 1791 nucleotides long. Its product is annotated as ATP-dependent protease La (LON) domain protein. Gene Ontology annotation, cellular component: Cul4A-RING E3 ubiquitin ligase complex. The record is from RefSeq and is a predicted model, not a curated record. Lineage: Eukaryota; Viridiplantae; Streptophyta; Magnoliopsida; Asterales; Asteraceae. Gene Ontology annotation, biological process: protein ubiquitination.